This is a messenger RNA of Capsicum annuum, 4127 nucleotides long. RefSeq names its product DExH-box ATP-dependent RNA helicase DExH17. Bases 249 to 3923 code for a protein of 1224 amino acids. Lineage: Eukaryota; Viridiplantae; Streptophyta; Magnoliopsida; Solanales; Solanaceae. Gene Ontology annotation, molecular function: nucleic acid binding; ATP binding. The transcript is spliced from 29 exons. The record is from RefSeq and is a predicted model, not a curated record.
CUCACAUAGAUUGCCAUGUUUUGAAGGACAACAAAUUGAAGCCAGAUGCAGAUCAGAGGUUUAGAGAACGCCUUGGCAUAGAAAACUGAAGGAUCCCGUUGAAUUGAAUUGGGUCCAUGAAUCUUAAGAACUGUAGAAUUGCCAGUUGAUUUGAAACGCUCUGUCUUCUCCAAUUCUAACGGUAAAAUUCGAACUUGCGGAUAGAGGUGAAAUCUGUUGACACAGAGUAAUCAGGAAAUUGGAUAAUCAUGGAUGGCUAUGCACUUAAGUCUGUGUCGGACUUGCCUCCUGUUUUCCGUUCAACUUUCAGUUUCAGAUAUUUUAACUCGCUGCAGAGUGAAUGCUUUCCUGCUUGUUUCCUGUCGGAUAUGAACAUGGUAAUCUCAGCACCAACAGGAAGUGGGAAAACUGUGCUUUUUGAACUAUGCAUUUUGAGGCUUCUCUCAAGGUUUAUCUCAGGAGAGGGAAAAUUUAUUCACACAAAGGGUGCUCUGAAGACUAUAUAUGUUGCACCAUCAAAAGCAUUGGUACAAGAGAAACUUCGUAAUUGGAACCAGAAGCUUGGUUCAUGGGGGAUAAAUUGCUUGGAACUGACAGGGGACAAUGAGUCCUACAAGAUCACGGAUAUACAGGUCGCUGAUGUAAUCCUUACCACUCCUGAGAAGUUUGAUGCUGUGACUCGUUACCGCAUAAAUGAUGGAGGCCUGAGCUUUUUUGGUGAUAUUGCGUUAGUGCUUAUUGAUGAAGUCCAUUUAUUGAAUGAUCCUCGUGGAGCAGCUUUGGAGGCAAUUCUCAGUAGAAUUAAAAUGCUUUCCCGCAAACCUGAACUGAAAUCAAGUGCUCUAGCUAAUGUCCGAUUUUUGGCUGUUUCUGCAACCAUUCCAAACAUUGAUGACCUUGCAGAAUGGCUCAUGGUUCCCAUGCAAGGAGUAAAAAGGUUUGGGGAAGAAAUGAGACCAGUGAAGUUGACUACCAAAGUUUUUGGAUACACUCCGGCAAAGAAUGACUUUCUUUUUGAAAAGCGCCUACAGAACUAUGUCUUUGAUAUCCUCAUGCAACAUUCUAGAGGAAAAUCUGCUCUAGUUUUUUGUUCAACCAGAAAAGGAGCACAAGAGGCAGCACGACAGCUCUCUCAGACAGCUAUGACCUAUGGUCAUUCAAAUCCUUUUAUCAAAAGCAGAGAGCAACAGGAAAGGUUGAGGGAAGCUUCACUAUCAUGCAGUGACAAACAAAUGCAGUCUUAUAUUCUUUAUGGUGUUGGUUAUCACAAUGGUGGUCUUUCUAUGAAUGACCGCAACCUCAUUGAAGGCCUAUUUCUGAAUGGUGACGUUCAAGUGCUGUGCACUACAAAUACUCUUGCCCAUGGAAUUAAUCUACCAGCACAUACUGUUGUGAUUAAAUCAACUCAGUACUUCAAUAAGGAAAAAGGGAUCUACAUGGAAUAUGACAGAUCAACUAUUCUGCAGAUGUCAGGAAGAGCAGGCCGACCACCGUUUGAUGACACGGGAGUGGUCAUAAUCAUGACCAGAAAAGAAACUGUUCACUUGUACGAGAAUUUAUUAAGUGGAUGCGAAUUGGUGGAAUCACAAUUGCUUCCAUGUGUUACAGAGCACCUAACAGCAGAGAUUGUUCAACUGACCGUGUCAGAUAUAACAGGAGCAAUUGAAUGGAUGAAAUGCUCAUAUUUGUAUGUAAGAAUGAAAAAGAAUCCAGAGAAAUAUGGAGUAAGGAAAGGGCUAAUUGGCGACCGUUUAGAGAGGCAUAUGCAAGAUAUUUGUGUUCAGAAUGUAAAUGAGUUGUCAAGGUAUCAAUUGAUUUGGACAGAUGAAGAUGGUUUCCUCUUAAAGCCUCUUGAACCUGGAAAGUUGAUGACGAAAUAUUAUCUGAAAUUUGACACGAUGAAGCACAUCAUGCAAGCCCCUGGAAACUGUAGCAUAGAGGAUGCACUUCAAAUUGUUUGCCGUGCUGAGGAACUUGGAUGGAUACAACUGAGGCGCAAUGAGAAGAAGCUCCUGAAUGACAUAAACAUUGACAAAGACAAUCGGCUUCGCUUUCACAUCCUUGGGGACAAAGCGAAAAGAAAAAAGCGGGUCCAAACCAGAGAAGAGAAGAUAUUUGUUUUGGCAAAUGACUGCCUAACAGGGGACCCUUUCAUCCAUGAUUUAUCCCUAAGCCAGGAUAUGAACGCUGUAUGUGCAAAUGGAUAUAGAAUUGCGAAGUGCAUGAAAGAGUAUUUCCUAUACAGGAAGAACUAUCGAGGAGCUUUGAGUUCAGCACUUCUAACCAAAUCUUUGUAUAAGAAGGUCUGGGAUGACAGUCCAUACUUGCUGAAACAAUUACCUGGUAUUGGAAUGGUGACAGCAAAGGCACUGCAUUCAAUGGGAGUAAAAUCAUUUUCCUCGCUCUCCGAUGCAGAUCCAAGGAAAAUAGAGAUGGUCACUGGCAGAAAAUAUCCUUUUGGGAAUCAUAUAAAAGAGUCACUACUAUCAUUACCCCCAGAAGUUCAGAUGAGGGUUGAGGAAACUGAGGGCCAAAGGCAAGGGAGGUCCAAGGUUAUGGUAACACUGAUUAGGUUGUCACAACCUGUGCAAACAACUGAACGACAUUAUGCUGAUAUGGUGGUUGCCGUUGAAGAAGAUAAUCUGGUACUGUUUCAUGAGAAAAUAAGGGUGGAUGACUUUCCUAGCCCCUAUAGCAAGACAGUUAUGGUGCCAAGUCCACAGCAAGGGAAGCUGACUGUUAAAGCAGAUCUGAUAUUUAAUGAAUUUAUUGGUGUUGAUCUUCAUCAAAAGCUUGUAUUGAUAAAGGAGAUUAACCUUAAUUUCGUGAUGAAGUACAGAACCAAGCAACUCUCUUCCUUCCAGGAAAAUGAUGGCUGUAUCAUAGAGGACACAGAGAAUACAGUUCAAGCUUCAUGCCAAGUGUCUCACCGUUUAACUGAAGUUGAUAGGAUCUCAGACAUGCCCAGUUUCAAGCUAAUAGAUGAAGAUCUAGACGAAGUGAUACCUGCUUCUACGGUUGAAGAUGAUGAAUGCAAAAUCAUAGACGAAAAGACUAUAUUUGACCAUAUACGUGAGAAGGCUAAAAACCUCCCUGCUUUGACCUCACUGAAAGGUACGUGUUCACCAUCAUUGGAGACUUUGAAUCUCAUCAGAAAGCGCACUCGCGAGAAGCAGCUUUUGGUUGAGAAUGCUGCAGGAGUAUCAGACGAAGUGAGAAGAACGAAAGUCCCAUGUCACCGUGUGGUCGUUCAGUCUGCAGAAUAUAUCGAUCUAGAAGCAAAUAGACCAUUUUCUAACAAAGAUCAGAGACCAUAUAGCCAUCACGCCUCUAAUGCCAUUUACCUGGCUGGUGAAACAGGUGAGCUUUUCUUUGAAACUGGGAGUGUGCCAUCCGAAACAAUGGCUGAAGAAACGAUAUUCAAAUAUAACCCUAUAGAUUCUAACAACUUCCACAGCUUUGAGAAUGUGAAGAACACAGAACACAAGUUACUCAGUAUGGCCAAUGAAACCUGCAUAAUUCAUCAACCUGAGCAUAAUUCUGCCAUCUUUGGGUUUCAAGAGACAAUUCCAACAAAAGUUGUGGAAAAUGCAGCAGUUAUUAUGGAUCUUGAGCCUAUGAAGACAAAAGCAAAUGCAAUUAAACUAAUCGAAGAGGUCGAGGAUCUAACUCUUUAUGGAUACACACCUGGUACAAGUGAAAAAACUGAUCUUUCUUUGGAGACCUCAAGAAAAGAUGCAGAGGGAAAAUCAAGAUUGUUGUCAUCUGCAGAUGAUUACGUCAUAAGGAAUAAAGUGGGAAAUCCACUACGUUCUCCAAAUUUCCAGGAACAACAGGGCACUUGUUCAGUACAAGUGGGAGAAAUCAGCCAAGCAAAUCCCUUUCUUGGGUUUAAAAGCAUUUUUGCAUUUCUAUUUGAGUGAACAUUGUUAGCAUAUAAAAGUAAACGAAUAAUAGUCGAUCUUAGAUGUACUGCUUUGCAACUUUUCCUAGGCUACGCAUAAGUUUUCCUUUAGAUUCUAUCAAGGCUUCUGCAUUUCUCUCAGUGUUUUUGUGGUCCCAGAUUGAGAAAGAUGGAGAUCAUUUUGAAAAAAAUACAAGGGAAAUUAAGCAUUCUGACUUAGCUA